Molecule: messenger RNA, 2262 nt
Organism: Corylus avellana
Lineage: Eukaryota; Viridiplantae; Streptophyta; Magnoliopsida; Fagales; Betulaceae
Product: Calmodulin binding protein-like protein
Biological process (GO): regulation of salicylic acid biosynthetic process
Cellular component (GO): nucleus
Molecular function (GO): DNA-binding transcription factor activity; calmodulin binding; sequence-specific DNA binding
Source: RefSeq, a predicted model, not a curated record
CGCUCUUUCUGGAAAGCCAAAGGGUUGUGGAGUAUGGUUUAGAGCCAAAGAGUGGCGAAAGAAGACGAUGGGAGAGCCUCAUGUCCGAGAAGCAUCCCAGACACAGCCAAAUUCAGACAAUGGAUAGGAAGAUGACACAAAAUGUUGUGGGUGUGGGUGUUGCUGGGCUUGGAUGAUGUCGCAGAAGAGACAGCAAGAGGAUGUGAAGGCCCAUCCAGAAGGGAGUGGUUCUGAGGAUAAGCGUAGGAGGCUUCCUACUUUCAGGAAUGUGGUCUGGGAGGUUAUGAAAAUGCAAUCAGUCCAGAAUUUGCUGGAGCCAAUUCUAGAGCCCUUGAUUCGUAGAGUGGUCAAAGAGGAAGUUGAAUUGGCCCUAAGAAAGCAUUUAAACAGCAUGAAGCAGAAUUGUGGGAAUGAGGUACAUACUUCGGAGUCGAGAAGCUUACAUCUGAAGUUCAUUAACAACCUCUCUCUUCCAGUAUUUACUGGAGCUCGAAUUGAAGGAGAAGAUUGUUCCAACAUACAAGUAGCUUUGGUUGAUGCUCACACUGCACAACUUAUAACUUCUGGGCCGGAAUCCUCGGGCAAGGUGGAAAUUGUAGUUCUUGAGGGUGAUUUUGAUGGUGAUGAGCAUGAAAACUGGACAACCGAAGAGUUUAAAAACAACAUUGUGAGAGAGAGGGAAGGAAAGAAGCCCUUACUUACAGGAGACGCGUUUGUAAAUCUUGAAGACGGCACUGGUGUGGUGGGUGAGAUUUCUUUUACCGAUAAUUCAAGCUGGACGAGAAGCCGUAGGUUCAGGCUAGGGGUAAGAUUUGUUGACAACAUUGAGGGAGUUAGAGUAAGAGAAGCAAAGACAGAAUCCUUUAUUGUCAGGGAUCACCGUGGAGAAUUGUACAAGAAGCAUCAUCCUCCUUCUUUGUUAGAUGAAGUAUGGAGAUUAGAAAAGAUUGGCAAAGACGGAGCUUUCCAUAAGCGAUUGAGUCGGGAAAACAUCACCACCGUGAGAGAUUUUUUGACCCUACUCUUCAUAGACCCUCCAAGGCUCAGAAACAUACUUGGCACAGGUAUGUCAGCUAAGAUGUGGGAAAUCACUGUGGAUCACGCUCGGACAUGUGUAAUUGAUAAGAGGGUGUUCUUGUACUGCCCUUCAAGUUCUCAACAGAAAAAUGGUGUGGUCUUUAAUAUUGUGGGACAAGUGAGGGGACUGCUUUCAGAAUGCCAGUAUGUUCCUCUGGAUAAGCUGUCUGAAACUGAGAAGGCGGAUGCCCAGAACUUGGUGAUUUCUGCGUUCGAACACUGGGGGGAAGUCAUGUCUUAUGACGAGGAGGCCUCGCUUGAGGGGGGCUCUUCACACUUAACCGAUGUUCAUUACCCUGCAAGCUCACCCAGGACAGAGAGUUCCAAUGGGAGCAAGUUUUUGGCGUCUCACAAGAUUGGUGGAUUUGAUUACACACAAUGUGCAUCUUCUCCAGAUCUCAUUUCAACCAUCUAUUCUGUUGCUGGUUCUAGUGGUUUGGAUGAUUAUGCUAGCUUGCACAAUAUUGAUGGUAUGGGGCUCAGAUAUGACCCGCCUUUGAGUUUCCCAGGCCAAGUCCCCAGCUCCCUCAUUUGUGACACAGACCCCAUGACUCAAGCUUUCUGUGAUGAGGAUCAUCUGCAAUUUUUUGAUACCGCCAUUCACUCUCAUAACCUCGAGUUAGAAUCAUCCUCGGAUCUUCAAAGUGCCGUUGACAACUUCCUGUCAGUGGCACGUUCUACAGCUGUUGCUCAGAUGAGAUGGACAAAGGUAUUUAGUGUGUUUAAAUGGUUCUCAAUUCGGAAGGUUGUGAAUUGUAAAAACAAGAAUCUGGGUUCGAGAAAAUCAGAGAUACAGUAAUGGAUAAAAAAGAGAAAAAAAAGAAAAAGAAAAAACAUGAGUGGUUACAUUUGCAAAAUUUAGUGCUAGAGUGCUGCCCAUAUAAUUUUGCGUGCAGUUGUAGUGAGACAAGUCGGUCUAGCUUAUUAGAUGUAAAUACGAUGGUGGUUCAAGUGUCUUAGCCAACUGGUGAAAGAUCAGAGAACUCUCGUUUUGCUGAAAUCAAGCUGUAUAUGUGUAGAAGGUCUUUUCACAGCGUUAGGGAAAGUUUGUGGUAUUUGUUGUUGCUCGAACGUCAAAAGUAAUAAUGCCCGGACGCUUAAUAUUCUGUAGCUUUUCAUGUCAGAUAAUAGUUUUGCAGCGCAUCAUUUGUUCAAUAAAGGUAUUCUGAUUUUUUUUUUUUUUUU